AUGCGUGCGCCUAAUGCGCACUCUACACUGACUGAUUAUUCGCUUCCAAGCGUUCAUUCAACUCGUUUAUACUCUUCCUCGAAUAUUACACCUCCACCAAGUUCAUUAGAUUCGUCAACAUCCAACAAUAAAACUAAAGGACAUCAAAGUUAUACACAACGACAUUCAGUGAAUACAACAGUCGAUUAUGACUUAGAUCGAUUUGAUGAUGAAAUUAAGAAGGAAGAAGAAGAAUGGUUGUUAACAAAAGAUUCUUUAAACGAAACUGAACAGAACAGUACCAAUACAGAUAUUAAUGAUUUAUUUUCUGAUGGUAAUUUCGAUGAACAACUGUCACUUCACAUCGAGAAAGAAUUGGGACUUGAUGAGCAACAGACAAAUCGAAAAAAUGCAUGGGGAAAUUUGUCCUAUGCUGAACUAAUAGCAAAAGCUAUCGAAAAUAGUCAUCAGAAACGAUUAACAUUAGCUCAAAUAUACAUAUGGAUGGUCAAAUAUGUGCCAUAUUUUCGGGAUAAAGGCGACAGAAAGUCAUCGUCUGGAUGGAAGAAUUCUAUUCGUCACAAUUUAUCAUUACAUAAUCGUUUUGUUCGUGUACCAAAUGAAAUAGCUGGUAAAAGUAGUUGGUGGACGGUUGAUCCAAGAGCAAAACAAGUUCGUGGUAGACGACGUAUUCAAUCAUCUGAAUGUGGUACGAGAAUAACAACCACUAAACCUACUACCGCUAGACGUCGUACACAAACAGCCAAGUCAGCAUCAUCAGUGACAACUCCUGUUGCUCAUGAUUUCACAAGGUCGACUAAUGGGUUCGAUGCCGUAGAUGAACUAUAUUUAUUUUCGGAUGGAGGUACAUCUCCAAUACCUUCGUCAUCCUCCGACCAUUUAUUGAAUUCAACAUUCGACAAUCAAGAGCAGUUCGAGACGUAUUUGAAUAUGCCAUUUGAUAAUACUGAAUUAGAGUUACCGAUGGCAUCUGAAAAUGCUUUGUUAGAAUGUAGUAGCUCAACCAAUCAACCACAAUGGCUCAUAUCUAGUAGAGAAGGACGGAAAAGUUUAUCCGAUUCAUCGGCAAUUGAAAAUAAUUAUGUCGGUUUAUCUAUCUCUUACUUGGAACGGGCUUUUCAACAACAAGCACAACAACAGCAGUGUCUACCAGUACAAGUUCAAAAAUUAACAUCUGUUCGAGAUGUGAAUCGAUCAUUGUACAAUCUUUUAGAGUCAUCUUCACAUAAUGAGGAUCAGAAUAAUCUAUUUCAAUCUUCUACGAAACAAAAAGUAGUACAACAACAAUCAUCAACUAUGCCACAACAACAAUCACCACAGCAAAAUGGAAAAAUUCUUCUUGAAAUGUUGUCAUUGACACCACCCACAUGUACAUCGGAUCCAAAUUGCUGUACAUCAAGUACAAGUAGUAGAAGUAGUAGCGGUUACUCAGGAAUGGACAGUAAUCGUUCAUCAUCAACAUCUUAUUUAACAAAAUCUCCAUUUAGUGAUAUUCAAUCGCCUUCAUCUAGUCUCAUUGAUACACCGCGUUCACUCUCACCACCCUACACCCAACAAUCGAAACCGCCACCACCACCAGCUGUGACUGAAAAAGUUCUGAAAAGUGAACCAUUAACGCCAAGUAAUAUGAUAUUGGCCAGUGGUUUAGAACAGUUAACAUCUGAACAUUUACAAAAACUAAUGAAUAUAGAUCGAUCGAAUCCAAUAUUUCGUCGUCUUUUGGUCGCUCUAUUACGACAUAAAACGAUGAACAAUCGACAACAAUUAACUCAAGAAUCUAACAUCGAUUUACAAUCUGUUAAACAGGAACUUGAUAAUUAUUCAACAUCACAGUACAGUUGCAUUCAACCGAUCACAUCAUUUAAAAGUGAACCAAUGGACUACAACCAGCAGCAACUGCAUAAUUCGUUUCAGCAGCCAGUCAUGACACAACCUUUGUCUUCGAUAAAUAUGACACCGUUUACUCGACACGAAUUAUUAUCACAGCAACAGCAAUCAUCAAUGGAAAUCGAGUUAUUACCACAACCGAAUGAACUCGAUUGUGAUGUUGAAACAAUAUUAAAUUUUGAACGAAAUACAUUUGGAGAUUGUUCAUUUGACAUUACAGAUUUGCCUAAUUUGUGA
Messenger RNA from Didymodactylos carnosus, 2124 nucleotides. Lineage: Eukaryota; Metazoa; Rotifera; Eurotatoria; Philodinida; Philodinidae. The record is from the annotation of a GenBank genome assembly.